This is a messenger RNA of Erigeron canadensis, 2380 nucleotides long. RefSeq names its product cysteine-rich receptor-like protein kinase 2. Bases 130 to 2082 code for a protein of 650 amino acids. The transcript has 8 exons. Lineage: Eukaryota; Viridiplantae; Streptophyta; Magnoliopsida; Asterales; Asteraceae. Gene Ontology annotation, biological process: protein phosphorylation. Gene Ontology annotation, molecular function: protein kinase activity; ATP binding. The record is from RefSeq and is a predicted model, not a curated record.
GACGAAUUCACUCAAUAAAUAGAAAUUAUAUAUAUUCCAUGUCACAAAAGUCAAAUGUAAGUAAUAUACCAGCUAGGGGACUACUUAUUCUUAUUCCCAACUUCAAAGGCCCGUUGACGAAACAAGACGAUGAAGAGAGCAGCAGACAUAGCUAUGAUUUUCAUUGGUUUGAUAGUAAUUCUACAAAUAGCAACAAAAGCAGACGCGGCGGCCAGAUCCCAAAUCAUCAGACAGAUUUGUGAUAAUCAGUUAGAGAACAAUCAAACUCAAUUCGUCCCAAACUUUGUCAAAACAACGGAUUUGCUUGGUGCUGAAAUACGAAGCUCAUUUAUUGGAACAGCCCAUGUGGGUACUGGACCCGAUACCAACUAUGGGCUAGCCCAAUGUUACGGUGAUCUUACUACAGAAGACUGCAUCUUAUGCUACGCUGAAGCUCGAACUGUUCUUCCCAGUUGCUAUCCCAAAAACGGUGGGCGAAUUUUCCUUGAUGGUUGCUUUUUACGGCUCCAAAACUAUAGCUUCUACGAAGAGGAUUUAGGGCCCAAUGACAUUUUUAUCUGUGGGAAGACAACAAACAAUAAUAGAUUGUUUGGAAAUACAGUAACGCGUGCAGUGACUAACGCUGCAACGGAUGCGUCAAGAAGGAAUGAGUAUUUUGGCAGGGAGCAGAUGCAGGUGCCUAAUACUAGAAAUGAGUAUGUAUACGUACUUGCAGACUGCUGGAGAACUUUGAAUCAAAGCUCUUGUAAGUCAUGUUUGCAGAAUGCAUCCGCAACGAUAUUGAAAUGCUUGCCCACAUCUGAGGGUCGUGUAUUGAACACGGGCUGUUUCAUGAGGUAUUCUGACACCAAUUUCCUCAACCCUCUAGCAAUCACGAGCAGCUCUAGCCAACGAGGAAAGAUCAUAGCUAUAGUUGUUUCCGUUGUUAGUUCUGUGACGGUUUUAACAGUGGCUGUAAUGAUUGCAUUAUGUAUUUAUAAACGAAAAUAUAUACAGAAGAAAAGAAAAGGUUCUUUUAUCGAUGCCAAGAAACUUGCAAAGAUACUUAACGACAGUAGAUUAAACUUCAAAUACUCCACUCUUGAUAAAGCCACAGAAAACUGGAGUGAGUCCAAUAAGAUCGGGCAAGGAGGAUUUGGGACUGUCUACAAGGGGGUUCUCCCAGAUGGACGCGAAAUAGCUGUGAAGAGGCUUUUCUUCAACAAUAGAUUCAGAGCAGCAGAUUUUUACAAUGAAGUUAACAUGAUUAACAGUCUUGAACACAAAAAUCUGGUCAGACUAUUAGGAUGCAGCUGUUCAGGACCUGAAAGCCUUCUUGUAUAUGAAUAUUUACCCAACAUGAGCCUCAACCUCUUCAUUUUUGGGGAUGAAACAAAGCGAAAGACCUUAAAUUGGGAGAAAAGGUUUGAUAUUAUCAUUGGUACAGCAGAAGGCCUGGUUUACCUUCAUGAGAAUUCAAAAACCCGUAUUGUUCAUAGGGAUAUUAAAGCUGCUAACAUCUUGCUGGAUUUGAGAUUUCGAGCUAAAAUAGCUGAUUUUGGGCUUGCCAGAUCUUUUCAAGAUGAUAAGAGUCACAUUAGCACCGCCAUUGCAGGAACACUUGGAUAUAUGGCUCCAGAGUACCUAGCCCAUGGUCAAUUAACCGAAAAGGCAGAUGUCUAUAGUUUUGGUGUCUUACUGAUGGAGGUAGUCACUGGAAUGGAAAACAGCAGAAAUGAAACCACAGAAUAUACCGACAGCUUAGUGUCUAUUAUAUGGAAGCAUUUCAAGCGAGGGACAGUAGCAGAAGUUUUCGACCCGAAUCUAAUGAUGCAUGUUUACCCUAACAUAAAUUUCCAAAAGGAUGCCUUAAAAGUGAUACACAUCGGACUACUUUGCAUUCAAGAAGAUCCAUCUUUAAGACCAUCCAUGCCAAAGGCACUUAGAAUGUUAGCAAAUGAUGAUGAACUGCUACCUGUCCCCUCUAAUCCUCCUUUUAUAAACGAGGAAACGAUGGAAUUCAACAUUACACAAAAGUUAUUGGGUGACGAUGAUUCUAGCUCAGUUGCCACGAUUUCCCAUGACCUUUUUUACCCAAGGUGAAACCAGCAGAAUUAGAUGUUGGUUAUGCAUGCAAACAAGAAUUUACUGUUUUCUUUAUAUAGCUUCUCAAAUUUUGGUUGAAUGGCUACCAUCCCCUUGCUUUUGGUCAUUUUUGGUUUGUUUUGGCCAUAGCACAUGCCAAGUUGUAAUUAGGUGUGGUGUUGCCAAAACUUUGGUACACUGCAACCACAUCCUUCACCCUAUGACCACUUUCAGUGGUGACGUAAGUCAUUACUAAUCAAUUUGUCACGCCACAUUUUUAGAAAACCUGCGAACAAUACCUAAAUCUUCUCCAUCA